Messenger RNA from Orcinus orca (killer whale), 2514 nucleotides. RefSeq names its product antagonist of mitotic exit network 1 homolog (gene AMN1). Gene Ontology annotation, biological process: SCF-dependent proteasomal ubiquitin-dependent protein catabolic process. Lineage: Eukaryota; Metazoa; Chordata; Mammalia; Artiodactyla; Delphinidae. Gene Ontology annotation, molecular function: protein binding. The transcript is spliced from 8 exons. Gene Ontology annotation, cellular component: SCF ubiquitin ligase complex. Bases 222 to 944 code for a protein of 240 amino acids. The record is from RefSeq and is a predicted model, not a curated record.
ACAAGGGCCUACGCGUCUUGUCGGGGCAGGAGUUGACAGACGGUCUCUGGCUGGAUUUCGACGGCCCCGGGACCGCGGAAGAGGCUUCUGAGGGCGGCCGCGAUGCCGAGCCAGCAGCGGGUCAGUCAGCUCCUGGAUCUUUUGAAUGUCUUUGAUGAUGUCAUCAGGUGUUCUGCUGAGCUCUGAGUGGCCUACAUAGAAGUAGAUGCCUUUGGUGCUUCAUGAAGAAUAUUUCUAGAUAUAUCACAGACAUUAAGCCUUUGCCACCCAACAUAAAAGAUAGACUGAUCAAAAUAAUGAGCGUGCAGGGGCAGAUAACAGAUUCGAAUAUAAGUGAGAUUUUACAUCCUGAAGUCCAAACUCUAGAUCUACGAAGCUGUGAUAUUUCAGAUACUGCUCUCCUGCACCUAUGUAACUGCAGAAAAUUGAAGAAAUUAAUUUUAAAUUCCUCAAAAGAAAACAGAAUUUCCAUAACUUCAAAAGGAAUAAAAGCUGUGGCUUCAUCUUGUUCUUACCUGCACGAAGCUUGUUUGAAAAGAUGCUGCAAUCUCACUGAUGAAGGAGUCCUUGCUCUUGCACUCAAUUGCCGGCUGCUAAAGAUCAUUGAUUUAGGUGGCUGCUUAGGUAUUACUGAUGUGUCCUUGCAGGCAUUAGGAGAAAACUGCCCAUUUUUGCAGUGUGUUGAUUUUUCAGCUACUCAGGUAUCUGACAGUGGUGUGGUUGCGCUUGUUAGUGGACCUUGUGCCAAGAAAUUAGAGGAGAUUCAUAUGGGAUAUUGUGUGAAUCUGACUGAUGAGGCUGUAGAAGCUGUCCUUACUUGCUGUCCUCAGAUAUGUAUAUUACUCUUCCAUGGAUGCCCCCUGGUAACAGAUCAUUCACGAGAAGUCUUGGAGCAAUUAGUAGGCCCAAACAAACUAAAGCAAGUGACGUGGACUGUCUAUUGAUGCUUAUUGAAGCUUAUCAAAGCUAUGAUCUUCAUACAACUUUCCCAGGAAACAACGAUCUAGAGAUUGGCUUUCCAAUAAUAUGAUUUAUGCUUUGAAGUUAACCAGGCUCUUAAACAUUUUAAUAGUGCUGUUAUUUCUAAGUUUGUUUGAGGAGUGAUUGUUCUUGAAAUGACAAUCCUAGCAUGCCCUCUGAUGUAUUUGGGGAGGGUAUUGUGUUUGUUUCUUUAAUAGCAAAGUUUUAAAUUACCUGUUUUCCCUGGAAAUUUCCUUCUCCCACCUAGAUAUUUGAGCUGCUGUAAGAGAAAUUUACCAAUAUGGAUAAACAUUAGGAGAAUUCUAAGUAAAGGUAUUUCUAAAAGCAUUAAUUACCUACCUAGCUAUUUUUUGGCUGCUACCUUCCAAAUUAUUUAAAUGUCCACUGGCCAGAAAGCAAAGCUGAACAUCAGGCCUGUAACUUCUUCACAGAAUUUAUUAUUUCAAUGAAACAAAAAAAUAUAAUAGUUUAAUGUCAUAAUCCAGGACAUCAUAUACCUUAGCCAUUCAGCAUAUGAAUGUUACUGAGUAUGGCUACUUUUCCCAAAUACAUGCUAUUCAUCUACAAACCUUCAUCCUUAAAGACUGCAGUCAAGAAUGUGUAAGAAUGAGUAAACACGAAAUGUCAUCACAGAGGUUGUAUCCUGAAGCUCUACUGGUUUCACAUUGUGAAAUAAACACACAGGUCUUAGUUUUCAAAUGAAAUGUAUUACUCUCUAUAAUCACAAAAUUCUCUGACGUAUACUGUGCUUAAACUACCCCCAAAUUCAGCAUAUUCCCUGUGCCAUGAGCCUGUCUCAGUGGGACUUUUCUUAAAGAUUUCCUAUUUUAACUGUGAUGUAGUGAAUAACAGGGAAAGUGUGGUAUGGUAGAUUUCUUGUAUAUGUUUAGAAGGAAGGGUUUACAUAUUCAACUCCACUCCUUGUCCUUACUACUAACUACUUUAUAAAUGUGAUAUGUUUAUAGCGUAGAUAACAUAUAUUGCCACUGCAAAGGUGGUACAUAUGUAUAUAUGUGUAAAAUGGGUAAGGCCUGUUCCAUCUAUGAAAUUUUUCUGAAGAUAAAUUCAGUAAGAUUUAAUAUUGAACACCUAACCAAGUCAAUAGCUUUUUCUGCUUUGGGGGAAACUAGUUUCAAGAUCUAAGGUAUCAGGUUUGUAGAGUCUAUAAAGGACUCAUCAUCCUAAAGCAGCUUGCAGCUUGACCUUCUUUUUUUAUACUGCUAGUUACCUUAGCUGUUUCUCGGCACUCUGUUUAAAAUUUGGAUCUCCCAUCCCUAUCCUACCUAUCCCUGUCACCCUUACCUGUCACUCUAGACUCUAUUUUUCCCCUUUCCACCUGUCACCAUCUGACAUGUUUUAUUUUUUAUUUGUUAUCUGUCUCCCGACCCUAGUAUAUAAGCUUCAUGAAGACAAAUUAUUUCUCUUUUUUUCACUGCUGUAUCUCCAAUACCUAGAACAGUCUCUGGUACAUAAUAAGCACCCAAAUAUUUGUUGAAUGAAUAGACAAGAAAAUAAAUAAAAGUAAUACCCACA